GUCACAGCUAACUUCCUCCUGCAGCAGCAGACUGCGUGAUGAGAGCGCUGGAAAGCACCGGAGAUCAUACCAGCAGCCUGCAGCUCAGUCCAACAGGGAGAGGCAAGAACGGUUAUUUCUUCCUUUCCAGGUGCAUUCGAGACAUGCCUGGAUUAAGCAAACAAACUAUACCGUGCAUUGCUUUUUCAUCUUACAUGGGAAAUACAGAGUGAUACUGUACAGUCUACAGUAAAUUAAACUGCAGUUUCACCAUGACUUCUGUGAACACAUGUGAAGCGGUGAACGGAUCCAGUUUCACCAACAACACUGUGAGGAAAUCAUCUAUAAACCAGCUCUACACGUACUUUUACCUGUUUAUAUUCAUCCCAGGCCUGCUGUGCAACACCCUGGCUCUUUGGGUGCUCUGUCGAUUCGUGAGCAAAAAGACGAAGGCCAUCAUCUUCAUGAUCAACCUGACCGUAGCUGACCUGGCUCACGUGCUGUCUCUGUCACCAAUUCACUACUACCUCAAACAGGACUGGCCUUUCGGUGACGUGCUGUGCAUGCUGUGUUUUUACCUGAAGUACCUGAACAUGUACGCCAGCAUCGCCUUCCUGGUGUGCAUCAGCGUCCAGCGCUGCGCGUUCCUCCUGCGGCCUUUCCAGGCCCGGCACUGGAAGUCUCGUUACGACGUCUGCAUCAGCGGCGCGGUCUGGCUCGUGGUGGGCCUCGCCUGCUCGCCCUUCAUCCUGAUGAGGAGCAGCUCCAGCUCUGCAAACAGAAGCUGCUUCAAAGACCUGCCCAUGCGCAAGCUGGGCAUGAUCUCGGCCGUCUCCAUGAUGGUGGCUGCUGAGCUCUCGGGAUUUCUUGGCCCGUUAAUCAUCAUCGGUUUCUGCACUUACUUGAUCACGAAAUCCUUGCGACAGCGGAACCAGAAGCAGCAGUCCACGAGCAGCACGAGAAAGGCCUUGCGCAUGGUCAGGGUGUGUACAGGGGUCUUCCUCUUCUGUUUCGUCCCUUACCACAUCAACUUCCUGCUGUACCUGAUGGUGACCCAGAACAUUAUCAUGAACUGUGCAGUGAAGCAGGCCGUCCAGCUCUUCCACCCCAUCUCUCUCUGCAUCGCAAGCCUCAACUGCUGCCUCAACCCUCUGAUCUACUACUUUCUUACCACUGAGUUCAAGCUGCAGCUGUCCCAACACAGCAGCUCUGUGCUCCGGGGCCGUCUGAUGAGCACCGAAAGCACGUCUUCCUGUCGGGAGUGAUCAGAGACAGAACCUGAUUUUGGUCCUGGAUUAAUAUCUUUGUUGACCCUGGAACAACAUUUUGAU
Puntigrus tetrazona (Sumatra barb) is the source of this 1310-nucleotide messenger RNA. RefSeq names its product putative P2Y purinoceptor 10. Gene Ontology annotation, molecular function: G protein-coupled receptor activity. Gene Ontology annotation, cellular component: membrane. NCBI's taxonomy places the organism in Eukaryota, Metazoa, Chordata, Actinopteri, Cypriniformes, Cyprinidae. The record is from RefSeq and is a predicted model, not a curated record. Gene Ontology annotation, biological process: positive regulation of Rho protein signal transduction; phospholipase C-activating G protein-coupled receptor signaling pathway.